AAGAACUUCAUGUAAAAGCCUUGUUUUCGCUCAAUUUUUUCCGUGAACCUAAAAUUUCAGUAGUAGAGAAAUGGGCUCUCUAAUGGGCGGAUGGAGUUCUCCCGUUCUCGAUCCUAAAUCAGUCAAGUUCAAGAGAAAUCGGUCACUUACGAAAGAAGAAAUCGACGCAUACUGGAAAUCAAAGAGGAAAUUGGAGGAAGAACAUCUCAGAGCGAUUUCUUUGCCGGUGGAUCGUUAUGAUCGCGAAAAAGUCGGAAUAGACUACAAAAGAUCGAGUUCGUUUCCGCCGGCGAGGGACGUUGCGGUGGAAUCAAAAUUUGUAGAGAACAAAUUGGACAGGAAAAACCUAGAGGAAUUGGAAAAAGUUGGCUGGUGGACGAGGAGCAAUUCGGCGUUUCUGAAUGAACCGCCAGUCCUUGACGGCGCUUCAAAAGCUUGCGUGUCGUUAUACGGCGUCGCCGACGUGGCCUCAUGUAAGUUGAACCACAAUAAUGGAGUCGGUGCUUGCUUACACUGAAAGUGUGAAAAAAAAAAGAAGAAGAGAACUUAAGAUCAUAUGUAAUUUAUGUAAAAUUAAUAUGAGUUAUAAACAUGUAUUAUAUAAUAUAUAUUUACUCAUCGUAAGAUUUCACUUAUGUUUGGUUUUGUAAUUUGUGAUUUGAAACUUUUUUUUUAUGAUAAUUAAUAUUUGGUAGUA
This is a messenger RNA of Cucumis melo (muskmelon), 697 nucleotides long. RefSeq lists its product as uncharacterized. The record is from RefSeq and is a predicted model, not a curated record. Bases 71 to 517 code for a protein of 148 amino acids. Lineage: Eukaryota; Viridiplantae; Streptophyta; Magnoliopsida; Cucurbitales; Cucurbitaceae. The transcript is spliced from 3 exons.